This is a messenger RNA of Acyrthosiphon pisum (pea aphid), 1962 nucleotides long. RefSeq lists its product as uncharacterized. NCBI's taxonomy places the organism in Eukaryota, Metazoa, Arthropoda, Insecta, Hemiptera, Aphididae. The record is from RefSeq and is a predicted model, not a curated record. The transcript is spliced from 3 exons. The coding region runs from base 1 to 1962 and encodes 653 amino acids.
AUGGAGACUUAUGUUGGAAAGAAAUUAGCACCAGUGGACGUGCGACAUCAUUCGACAGUAGCCAUUAGCACGUUUUCCAGUAGUACAACUUCCCCAGUCCGUGGUCAAACAACCAUCACUGUGAUGCCACGUGGCCAACAGGCACCGUCGUUUUUCGUGAACACUUACAUCGUCCCACAAAUCACAGGACCAACUCCUCAAGCUCCUAUCGUGCCGGGACAAUGGAGGCAUAUUCAAAGCCCCUCCCUCGCUGAUCCGUUAUACCAUCUUCCUCAGGCAGUCGAUCUGUUGCUAGGGGCCGAUAUCUUGCCAAUGCUACUUCUCAAUGGAAAAGCCACAGGCAAGCCUGGCGAGCCCAUUGCCUUCGAGACUGUUUUCGGUUGGAUUUUGAUGGGACCUGUCGACAGAAAUGCUCAGUCAACUGUCACUGCUAUGUGUUUAUCUGUGGCUGAAACUCUUGAUUUGUCGAUCAGGCGUUUCUGGGAACUUGAAGAGUUACCUGUUGUUCGCCAUCUCAGUCCAGAUGAGCGUGCUGCCGAGGAAAUUUAUAAAAAGACAACAACUCGGCUGAGAACAGGACGAUUUAUGGUAUCUCUUCCAUUUCGGAAAGCAUCACCUCUGUUAGGUGAUUCAAAAUAUGUUGCCCUUCGCCGCUUCCAGGCACUCGAAAAUCGACUGAGCAAUGAUCCAAAAAUUCAACGCCAGUACGCAGACUUCAUACAAGAUUACCUGGACGCUGGUCACAUGGAGCUAGUUCCACUCGAAAACGCAGACAAUGUGUUUCAUUAUUAUAUUCCACAUCAUUGUGUACUUAGGCCGGACAGUAGCACCACCAAGCUUCGUGUCGUGUUCAAUGCUUCGUCUCGUACCAGUGCUGGGUGUUCCUUGAAUGAGAGCAUGUAUAUGGGUCCGAAACUUCAGCCCGACAUUCACAUUGUUCUUCUUCGUGCACGGUUGUGGAAAUAUGUAUUCAUGGCAGACAUCAAACAGAUGUAUCGGCAAAUUGUGGUGCGGCCUGCUGAUCGAGAUUACCUGCGAAUUUUCUGGAGCUUUUCGAAAAAUACCACAGUGCGGGAAUACCGUCUUUGUACGGUCACUUACGGCACAUCAGCGGCACCAUAUCAAGCUCUUCGUACAAUUCAGGAAUUGGCAAUCGUUGAUGGAAAAUUAUUUCCCAUCGCUGCGUCAAUACUCCUGAACGACACCUUCGUGGAUGAUAUUCUAACUGGAGCUAACACCGAAAAGGAUGCCUUUGAAUAUCAGUCACAACUUAUACAAUUGUGCUCAUUAGCCAAGUUUGAGCUCCGAAAAUGGGCCAGCAACAGUCAUAUUUUACACGCUGUUCCCGUAGAAGCUCAAGCAAUGUCUCCAGCACUUCUGUACAAUGACAAAAAUGAAUGUGAAUUAAAAAUACUUGGUUUGAAAUGGGAUCGGAGAGCUGACGUGUUUUCAUUUGAUACAAAACCAUCGGAAACUGACCGGACAAAGCGGUCAGUUCUCUUUGACAUUGACAGAGUUUUCGAUCCGUUAGGCUUGCUGUCUCCGAUCACGUUCUGGACAAAACACGUCAUGCAAUUUCUCUGGACCGCUGGUCUCAAAUGGGAUGAUAAAAUACCCACAGAUCUUGCUCAAUUGUGGACCCGAUAUCAAUCAGAACUGAAAUUGAUUGAAUCGAUCUCUAUCCCUCGUCGUAUAACGGUUGACGAGGCAACCACAAUGCAACUUCACGCUUUCUCGGAUAGCUCAGAAAAAGGUUACGCGGCGGCAGUUUACCUUCGAACACAAACAGCUACUUCAGCUUAUUAUCACCUUGUAACAAGUAAAUCCAAAGUCGCACCUCUCAAGAAGUCUACUAUACCAAGUCUUGAGCUGUGUGGAGCUGUAUUAGCCGCCAAAAUAUUACUUAACAAAUUAUUAGAUAUAAAAAGGACCAUAGUUAAUCAUCUAGCGAACAAAAAUUGA